AGCAACUCACUAAGAUAUACAGAGUAAAUAGAAAAAAGAAUUAUAAAAAAAAAACUCAAUCAUAUUUUUUCUUAAUCAUACCUUUAUCAAUCUUUUGAACAAAUCUCAAGAAAAAUUCCUCAAUAAAAUCAAAAAAAAAAUAUACAAAGCAAUAAAAACCAAACAUUCGCGACACACACAAAAACCCGCCCCAGCUCUUAACAAUGUCAUAAAAACAAUUUAUACAACAUAAUAACUACUCCACACAUUUCUUAUUCCCCGACACAAACAUCCCUCGCGAUUGGGGUGUGAACGUUUUACCGAGACACUAGUACCAGUAAAAUUAACAAAAUAACAGUUUUUUGUACUAAAAUCACGUUGAAAUAUAUUAAAAAACGUUUUAAUACAUAUAUUUUAUGUCAGUGUAUUAGAAUAUAAGUGAAAACUUGUGUUUUUUUCAUGUAACCUAAGUUAGUUUGUCGAUCAAAAAUGUCGUCUGCAAGCGAUCCAAAGAUUUUCUUCUGACAUUAUUUUUGAAUGGUCUAUUUUUGAAAUUACGUUUGUUUUAAUUAAACGUCGCGUUUUGUUUCAUUAUUUUUGAGAGUGUCUUGUUUUUUUUUCAUGAUAUUUUUUGCCUUGUGAUUCGAAACUGGAGUGACAGAGUUGAAACAUAAUAUAUUUCGUUCGUAAUAAUUUUUUGGUGGUCUACGAUUGGAUAUAUGUCAUAUUAACUCCGAAAAAGAUGGACAUCAGCAGAGUCGUAACGAUGGAAAGCCAUUUGAAGACUCGUCAUAAUUAUUCUUAAUCAGCGAGUGAGAGCGCUGAGCGAGCGAGAGAGCGCAAUGCAUCCGACCAGUAGGUGACGCUGUCGUCUUCACCCGCGGAACAUGUCAUGGGACUCCAUAGAGUCGCGCGACUUCCUAGGCGGGGUGCCGGCUCACCAGCUGUCGGCGACACGUCUGCUGAGCUCACCUGAUCCAUCCAGACACCACCUCGAUGAGCCACAAGAAGUAUACCCGUUCUCCGAGGACUUCCGCAGCGGUGCGGCCGGCGGCGCCGGGUCCGGGCGUAACGGCACGUUGCGGUGGGGCUCCCGGUUCGGCCCGGCGCACCGGCCGCCGGCCGCCGGACUACUCGACUGCUUCAGAGCUUGCAGGUCCAGAUUGGACCAGUAUUUGGCGAGAAGGAAGAUCGAGCGUGGAGUCCGCCUAUACGGACAGAACGAGCAGAGACUAGCAGUGAAGGUCUGGCUCUCCGCCCUCCGAGGAGUGAGGCAUCGGAGUGACAAGUUCGCGUUACUAGGACAUCUAUACCAAGCUUACAUGGACUUUGGGAAGUAUAGAGAAUCUCUAGAGUUCGCGAACCGUCAGCUUGGUAUAUCUGAAGAGUUGGACUCCGCUCCGAUGAGGGCUGAGGCCUAUCUGAACCUGGCCAGAGCACAUCAGACCUUGGGUGGACUUGACAGAGCCCUCUCCUACGCUCGCCAAGCUCUCUACAACGACUGCGGCGGCGGCUCCACAGCUGGUUGUGUGCAUCUAACCGUUGCAGCUGUCAGUCUGGAACUGGGAGCAUUCUCCAAGGCCAUGGACGCCUUCCAGAAGGCUCUGGCGGUCGCCCAGGCGCAGAAUGAUAAUACGCUGUUGCUUCAGGUAUACGUAGGUCUCUCCGAGCUGUGGCGGCGUCUCCGCGACGCGGAGCGCGCGGUGGCGUGCGCGGCGCGCGCGUGCGACCUCGGCCGCGGGCCGCGCGCCACUGACCUCAACACGCGCCACCAUCGCACCGCGCUGCUGCAGAUGGCCGCCGCGCUCCGAGCUAGGGGGGAGCUGGGGGAUGCGCAUGAUUAUUGUAAUGAGGCAUUACGAUUGGCGGCAGUGGCGGGAGACCAAGGUUGCUACGCGCGCGCUGUGCGCAUCGCGGGCGAUGUUUAUCGAAGGAAAUGUGACAUCGGGAAGGCUUUGAGACACUACGAAGUAGCAAUGGGCGCUGGGCAAGCGCUGGGCGACCGUCUCGCCCAGAUGGAAGCCAUGGAUGGCGCGGCGCGCUGCCUCGAGGCUCUCCGCCUGCAGGGCAGGAUCUGCAACUGUCGCCCGCUCGAGUUCAACACCAGGCUGCUUGAGGUCGCCACUUCUGUUGGGGCUAAGAUGCUAGUCCGCCGCGUCCGUCUCCGUCUAGCGGAGAUAUACACGGGCCUGGGCGACAACGAGGCGGCCGCUAGGCAACGCCGCGCUGCCGCCGCGUGGGCCGCGCCCGCCUGCGCUCGCUGCAGGGAGCCCCUGGCCGAGCGGGCCGAGCCACUCGCCUCACUGCCUUGUGCACAUAUUGUGCAUCAUGCCUGCAUGCCGGAGUCGUGGUCCCGGCGCUCGACCCGCAGCCAGUCGGGCGUGGAGUGCGCGGAGUGCGCGUCCCCCCGCGCCGCCCGCGCCCCGCCGCCCGCGCCCCCCGCGCCGCGCACGCUGCCCACACAGGAUUUCCCAUUCGGUACACCGCCAACGCUUCGCGAAUCAGACCUAAACUCCAUCAUAUCUGACCACAGCAGUCAACAGGCCACUUCCAGCGUUUAAUUACACAUUUAUUGACAGCUGACAUUAAUGACAGGUAUUACUAAAACUAUCGCAGAUGGCAGCACUGUAGCUUAUUUCGUGUAGAAAGAUUUUCGUGCAUAAUUUGUUUCAUUUUGUAUGUUUUUAGCUUUUUUAAACGUAUACAUAAGUAAAAUUUGAUCAGUUUGAAAAUAAGAUACGGUGAUGUGAUCUAACAAUAUUUGUUUUUUAUUUAACUUUUAAGAAAUAACCUUUUUUUGUCUCUUUUUCGAAAAUUUCUUAAAUAUUACGGUCCUAAAAUACUAAAUUUGCUUUUAAAACUGUAUCAGUGACAAAAAAUGACUAAUAUUUAAAAAAAUACUAUUAAUUAUUACCUAUAUGAUUACUAUUAUAUUAUAUUGAAUUUAAUACCUACUAUCAUCACCCUCGCUAUGCGCAGCGGUAUGAGUAGGUGUUGUCGUUUUCGGUGCAAUAAAAAUAUUGAUGUCUAAAAAUUGUAUUAUUAUCGUUAAAAUUAAAUGUAAAAUUUUAAUUUAUAUACUACAUAUUAUUGUGUAAUAUAGUGGUUUUAUAUGUGGUUGCUAUAAUUAUAUGGUGUAUACAUUGAUAUAAAAUGGUUAAAUGUAACUUAUCAAAUAGAGGCAGUUCACAAUUUUUUUUAAGGGGGGAAAAUCAUUUGUUUGUUGGGUUUAUUCAAACCGGCUAAUCAGAGCGCCGAACGCGCUUUCAUUUCGAUUACUUUCAACUUAAAGCAAAGUCGUACUAGGGCUACAAGUUUAUGAGUUAAUUUGAGUUUCUAAUACUGCCUCUGGUUUUGCAAAGUGAGGGUGGGUCAAAGGAUCUCGAGUUCGAUUCCCACGUCAAGCAACGCACUGGGAAUUUUUAUACAGUUUAAAAAAAAACAAAUAUGGAGCUAUUUAUAACUGGUUGUAUGUGAAUGAACUUCUGCCUAAAUGGGAAUUAAAAUUUACAUUUAGCUUUGUUAUAUCAAAGUUACAUAAAAUUUAUAUCACGUGAGCAAUAAAGAGAAUAUUUUUUGCUUAUCUAUAAUUAAAAAAUUAAAUAAACAACAUUAUAAAACCACGAAUUGAUGUGUAUUAUAAAGAAAUAUUAAUAUUUUGAAUGGAAUUAACUAUUGGAGCGUUUAAAAAUGGAAUAUAUGAGUGUUUUCUUACUUGUUUUAAAGUAACACAAUAUUGUUACACAAAUGUUUAAGGUAUAACACGUAACGCCAUCUAUGGUCUUUUAUGACAGAUGAGAACUGAAUUUUAUAAUGUCAUGGCAAUGUGGAAUGUUUUCAAGGAAAUUUUUGAAGAAAAAUGCUGCAUGCUUUAAAUACUUUUGAACCGAAAGUUCAUCGAAAUUGAUUUAGGCACUGUAUGCAUAAUAAACACAAAUCAUUUUACUUUUUCUAAAAUAUUUUAUUUAACGAUUUUUUUAUAAACGUCGGACCAGUAAACGACGCGUUAUGGCGGUUAACGUGUUAAUAAUAAUAUAAUAAUAUGUGCUUUAAGACAAGUAAGAAAAAAUAUAUAAAACGAAAAUGAACAAAUAUAAAAACAAAAGGAACGAAUGUCCAUAUCCCUAUAUUAUUAAAUUAUAAAUAAAAAUAAUUAUUAUUAUAUUACUACGAUGUAAUAAGUGUAAAGUUUGAGUCUAUAAUAUAUAUAUGAUAAGCAAAUGAAUCGUCGUUGUGAUGAAACUUUAGUAAGACUUUAAAAAUUAAGCAAAAGAAAGCAAUGUUUUCCUUUAUUUUCGAGCAAAAAGCCCACCUCAGGCAAAGUAUUAUUGAGUUGUUUGACUACGUAUCGAAAUUAAUCAUUAAUAGCUCUUGGAAGUCUCAAUAAUGAUAACGACGGAAAUCGGUCGUUAAGUCCUAUCAUUAAGACAUUUAUUUGGGUCAAUCUCCAAAACAGGCGUAGUCUCAUUAAAAAUAAUUAUAUUCAAAUAGUAGUAUUUUUUGUUAUUUUCAAUAAGUACGUAAUUACUAUUAAAUAUCUAUAUCUAAAAAGCACCAAAGCGAUCACACGAAUACGCCCGUUUUGUAGAUUGGCCCAUUUGCAAUUUUAUUUCACUAUAAAAGGGAAACUACAGGAGGACACCAAGCUCAUAACUUAACGACCGAUUUUUAGUCGUUGUCAUUGUCGAGACUACCAAUUUAAGAUUGACCGGAUUCCUAUUACAUUAAACGCGUAAUAAAAGUGGGUGUCACAUGUUAAAUGUCACAUUCAGCAUUCAGUUUGCUCUGUCUACCCAUUUUAUGGGUGAAAGACAAGUAUGACGCUUUUAUAUCAGAGGUGGUAACACAAUUUUUUUUAUUUAUGAAGGGAAUGCAAGAUCUGUUGUAUACGCUUAUUUAGGUUUAUUAUACAAACACUGAUAAAGGCAAUCUUAUGAGCGUUGUCAUUGGGAUAUAAAAUAAGAAUACCUAACCUGUGACAGUCUAGCAGUCACUGCUGUAAUGAAACCCUCCUCUACUUAAAGCAUUAACUGCCAAAAGAAAACUGUUGAAGGCAAAUCCUCGGCUAAAAGUUCGUCACCAGUGUCCGACGUGACGGUUAACGUGUUCAAAGUCAAAAUCAUUUAUUUCAAAUAGACCAGGAAGACACUUUUGAACGUCAAAGCAAAUAUAAUAAUAUUAAUAACGUCUGUCUGUCGGUCAGUCCUCUAGUGAAGCUAUUUUAAGUUAAGAGGGUUUAACAUAAUCUUGAGAAGCAGCUAAGUUAGAGAAUGCAGUUUAAAACGUUCAUGUUUAUCAGAUAGCAUUGCUUUUUAGCGGGAUCAUCCAAUGGCUUCUCCCGCCUUGAGCAAAGUGAAAGGGAGUGUGAGACUCUUAUUGGCUAAAAUCCACUCCGUUCCUACUCCUGCUUUUCGAGGCGAAUUACCGCUACUUCACGUGUCUUUGUGAAAUGUGGCCAUGAACCGACCCCAUGGCUGUUUCUGACACCAACAGAAGAAUAGUGGCAAUGUGUAUGCUACUCUGUCAGGUGACUUAACAGUACCUUGUUUUACAUACAUACAUACAUAUCGUCACGCCUUUAAUCCUCGAAGGGGUAGGCAGAGGUGCACAUUAUGGCACGUAAUGCCACUGUGUACAACCCACUUUUCACAAUUUAUGUUGUAAGUCCCAUGUAAUAGGUGGUGAGCCUAUUGCCAUAUACCGGGCACAUUUCCAGACUCCGUGCUACUACUAAGAAAUUUUCGAAAAACCGAAAAAAGCCUAGUAAUACUUCGCCCGACCCAGGAAUCGAACCCGAGACCCCUUGCCUGGCAGCCGCACUUGCAACCACUCAGCCAACGAGGCAGUACCUUGUUUUAAAUGAAAUUAAAUGUUUACGCUCAUAAGCAUAGCCUCCAUAUAAAACUAGUUUAUAGCCGUUCUCUGUUUAAUUGUAAACAUUGCUGGAUUAUGAACUAUUUUUUAAUAAAACGUUGCCCCACACUAGGAUUUUCUUCUGUGUCGUGGGUGCGUUUACAAACAUACAAGUUCACAUACACAUGACACCCAGACCCGAAACAACAAUUUGUGGAUCCCACAAAGGACUUUUUUCUGAGAGUUUAUUAAUCUAACGGUGUUUACAAGUAAACGGAACAAUAACCAUUAUUUAAUGUGUUUUUAGGACCGAGAAUCCUUUGAAAAAUACGCUUUAUUAAUAUGAAUGAAAAAGUAAGUUUGUUUUGGUACGAAUUAUUAAUUAAAUUGAUGAGGAUUUUCGUUUUUGCGCUGUAAAGAUGGCGUUAGUGAGUUAUAAGGUAAUAUAGAGUCUUAUAGUCACAAGUUGACUGAUAUUAUUAAAUAUUAUAUCGGACAGAUAGACAUAAAGCUACACUAGCGCCUCUAGCGGCGCGAAAAUCCUCAUUCAGAUGUGAUUAAGUCGAGUUGUAUGCAAGAUAGUUUUUAAAAUAUGCAUAAUAGAGAUUUAUACUAUAUUAAGGGUUGUGCCAAACCUAAGAUUUCCCUUGAUCAUUUUUUUAUUUAUUUGGAAUAUAUUUCUACUAAGUAUGCCAUUGUAACAAUUAUGGCAUUAUAAGCAAAAGUAAUGGUAUAACUAUCAGUUUUUAUGAGCCCAUCUCACACAAAAUAAUAUAUAAUGAUGGGAAAUGUACGAUAAAGAUUUCAAAAUGUAUCGAUAUUUCAUUUUUCACCUUAUCUCAGCAUACAAGUCGACUAUUGUGUAUUGUGAUCAUAAUUAUUUUAGAAAGAAAUAUAUAUUAUACGCUUGUAUAGUUAACACAUUCGUUGCUGUUACACUAUACUAUAUAUGUCAUAGUAUGUAGUUGUAUAUUUCUGUUACAAAUGAGAUAUACAUAACUAUAACAUAGUAUAUUAGAAUAUUUUAUCGUGAAUCCCGGAGGAAAUUGAAUGAAUUUGUAUCGAUGGACAAGUAAACGGUUGGUGUUUCCUGUAAAUAUUAAAUUAAAAAUAAUAUCUAAAAUCAAAAUGUACCUUUAUGAUAAAUAUCUUAAAUUAAUUAUUAUUUUUCAAAAAUAUUACACUUUUCGAUCAUACAUAACCUCUAUGAUUUUUAACUGUCAAAAUUAUAUUUUCAUACAUGACAUUACGUUUGACAUUUACAAAUGUCAGAUUUAAAGGGAAUGACAGUUGAGAGUGUCAUCGGGAUUCUAAGCCAUAGGUAGUAUAAAAAUCAAUCAUAAAUAUAGUUAAAAAAAAUCUGAAAUUCAACAUAAUAUAAUAUAUUCUAAAUCCAUAAUUAACUGCCAAAUUUUAAUCGUCAAUUAAGAAUAACAUAAUAUAAUGAAGAGAGCAUAAAUAUACAGUAUAUAGACGCACUGGUUUGUCGGGCACAUUAAAUGUGGGAGGACGAAUGAAAAGAAUAAUUAAACAUUUAAAAAGAAAUCUUAAAAGUGUCACUGCCAAUCCGAAAACUCGUAUUCAGUUGGGAAAAAUUGCAUAAUUGUUUAUAAUAGUGUACAGUGGCCAGUAAUUCAAUUUACUCUAUCUGUAAACAUUUUAAAAGUGUUUAGACUGAAUGGGAUAUUUACGAUCACGGAUAAACUGACAGUUCAUCAUCAAGUGCCGUAAUCCGUGAUCCGUUUGCAACAGUGCCGAAAUAUCGGAAACUCACAAAAACUAAUAAACAUGGUAAAUAUCUCAUUUUACGUUCAGUAACUUCAGUUCUCAUUUGAAAGAAAGGACAGGGUUUACCUGAGCUGGCCACUAUACCUAUUUCGGAUUACUACCGAUUAAAAUAGAAGGGUUUUCGCCAGCUUGCCUUAAAUGUGUGCCAAAAAUAACUAUGAAACUUAAAAUGUAAUAAAAAUAUUGAACGAAAAUUACUCUUUUCGCUCGUCCUCAAAAAUUAAACACUGUUGAAUGUAUAGAGAGCAUUUAUUGAUUUAUCCAUAUACAUAUUAUAGAGAAGAUAUAAAAUAUAUCCAUAAAACAUAGUCCAAAUUCUAUUACCGUUAUUUACAUACCUAUAAAACUUAUAAUCAAAAUAUUAUGUUACAGAAAUUAUAUACGAAAAUAAAUAUUUGUAGAAGUAAAACUACUUCCUUCCUUUCAGACCUUUGCAUAGAGGUCGCUACUAUACUUUUUAAGUGCCAAAAUCUGUCCAAUAAUAGUUAAAUUUAAAAAUAAUAUUCUUUUUCUUUAUUUUUUUACUUCUGCAAAUAGUAAACUAUGUAUCUGUAUUUAUUAAAUACUGAAAUAAACCUCACUUCGUCCUAUCUACUAUGUUUUAGCUAGACAAACUGAUUUAGACUAAUAUUUAGUUAGCUUCAGAUCCAAAGCCUUUAGUUUCGAUGGGUUACAUUUGUAUACAUUUUUCUCGAUUAUAAUUAUUGCUAAAGACAUUGUAUGUAUAAAAUAUACCUAAAGAUGUAUAAAAAAAAAAAACAAUUUAAAUGGCAAUGCCAUUUGGGAUACCCAGACAUCUCUGUUAGGUUCGGUUCAUAUCAGACGGAACAUGCGUCGCGUAUCAUCGGUCGCGUAACGCCAGAACAGACAAAUGUAUAGAAAAACAAUUGACCGUUCACACUCAACCGAUGAUACGUCAGUACGACCGAUUAUACGCUCGACUUAUUUUACAUCAGAUAUGAAUCGACCCUUAAGCUUGAAUAAAUAUCGAUAAAAUCGUGCAAAUGUUUCCCAUCACUAAACAAAACGCGUUUAAAUAGAUAGGAAAUAAAAUGUUAGUUAGGCAUUAUCCACAUGUCUAAAUAAGUCAGUCUAGCUACUUAUAUAAGGUGUUCUUAAAUUAUCCGCGACGGCUUUAAUGGGAGGUAGUGUUGUGUUUGAAGAUUACAAUAGUGAAGAAAUUUCGUACCCCGGACCAGGUAUACAAUUUGAGAACAUAAAGAAGUUAAAUAAACAUUGACUCUACUCUGCAUAACGUGGUUCACAAAUACGCACGAUGCGCCGAUUCGUCAAUAAAAACUAUUAAUAG
Molecule: messenger RNA, 8929 nt
Organism: Spodoptera frugiperda (fall armyworm)
Lineage: Eukaryota; Metazoa; Arthropoda; Insecta; Lepidoptera; Noctuidae
Product: 43 kDa receptor-associated protein of the synapse homolog
Exons: 15
Coding region: 867-2540 (557 amino acids)
Biological process (GO): chemical synaptic transmission
Molecular function (GO): protein-membrane adaptor activity; acetylcholine receptor binding
Source: RefSeq, a predicted model, not a curated record